Molecule: messenger RNA, 1103 nt
Organism: Durio zibethinus
Lineage: Eukaryota; Viridiplantae; Streptophyta; Magnoliopsida; Malvales; Malvaceae
Biological process (GO): response to red or far red light; maintenance of protein location in nucleus
Cellular component (GO): cytoplasm; nuclear speck
Molecular function (GO): nuclear import signal receptor activity
Source: RefSeq, a predicted model, not a curated record
GUGUUUUCCACACUCAUUGACUGAGACUUUAUAAAGUUUUCAACAGCAUGCGAAGUGAAAAAAAGAUAGAUUUUUUCUGGGAAAUCCGCGCAGAUGGAAAAGGGUAGUCUGUAGUCUAAGUUUCCUCUUCAUCAGGGAGUUUCAGGCGUUCUGGCAUUGUCCGAAAUGGAAGUAGAAAACGAAACCAACCCGUCUCAGAUUAAGAGCUUGCUCAACAUUGAUCACUUGAGCAAGAAAAGGAAAUUAGGGGCUGAGCUGUUGGGUUUGCCUGUAUCGAAGCAUCAAUGUUGGAAGCGAAGCUUAUCAUCAAAGCCUCCUACAUUUGGCGGUAUACUGGAAGUAGAGGGGUUUAGUCCAUGCACUUUCAAAGGAAAGGGAGGGGCUGUUUAUGAUAUAUCCGAAACUGGAUCGGCAAAAGAUAGCAAUAGCUUUGCCAAAGAUUCUGACUCUGCGAUGUCUGUGCAUGCUGAAGCUAAAUUUCGAACAGAGGAUGCAAAUUACUUACAAUAUGACAGGUCUUCCUCCUUCUCAUCUGAUUGGGGAUCCAGCUUCCAAGUUUCCCAUUAUUCUUCCAGUGGUACAACAGUAGCAUCAAGGGGUGUCGAAAAAGAAGUACUAUCUUCUCCAGGUGGGGAGCCUGAACCUGCUGAUGUUGAACUAGCUGAGAAUCUUGAGGAGUCCCUUGUGGAGUAUGGAAGUCAUAUAGAUUACAUCUACUCAAGAUACGGAAACUACAACAUAGAGCAAUACCAAGAUAAGGAAAUUGAAGAAAUUCUCAACUCCAAUGGGGCAAAACCAAAUGUUUAUGUUCUUUCAUCCGGAAGAUGGAGUGUCAACCUAGAGGCUCCACAAACCAGAAGGAAACCAACUAUUGAUCAAGAAUUUGAGCAGUAUUUUUCGAUGCUUAUGCUGUAGUUGUCUAAGUAACCAUUUGCAAGAGAUUUGAGGUAACGCUAGCUUUGUCUUUUCCCUUACCAUCUUCAAGCCAACUUAAGUUAGGUUGUAUACACUAUUUGAUACUAAUAAAAUGCCGUUUUAUGCAGCUAUUAUGAUUACUCUUUUCAUAAUUUCUGUGCAAUUUUUGUCUUUUUCAUGUUCAUCUU